AUAAAGGCAACCCUUUCAUAACAAUUUUAAGAACAACACUCAAAACAAAACACUCCCAAAAUCCCCAAAUGCCUACCGCCGGAGCGUAUAUUCUUGUCUAUCCAUUCCUAACCUCAGGCCACAUCAUCCCUCUCCUUGAUCUCACCCACCGUUUAAUCACUCGCGGUUUAAACGUUACCGUCGUAAUCACCCCUAACAAUUCCUCUUUACUCGACCCUUUAAUCUCUUCCCACCCUUCCUCCUCACUCCAAACCUUGAUCCUCCCCACACCGUCAUGGUCAGCUACCUCAUCAAACAGACUUAUCAGUAUGAUGCGUGGAUUGCGUGAACUUCAUUAUCCUGCGCUCCGUACUUGGUUCAGAUCUCACCCUUCACCUCCUGUUGCUAUUCUGUCUGAUUUUUUCCUCGGUUGGAGCCAACAGUUAGCUUCCGAGGUUGGCGUGCCACGUGUCGUGUUCUCGCCAUCCGGCGCUCUUGCGCUAUCGGUUUCAUAUGCUCUGUGGACUGAUUUACCAAAGAGCGAAGAUCCUAAUAACCAAAAUUUUCAGCUAUCGUUUCCGAAAAUUCCGAAUUGUCCUACUUACCCUUGGUUUCAGAUCUCUCGUUUUUAUCGGGAGUGUAAAGAAGGAGACCCGGAUUGGGAACUGUACAGAAGCUGCUUUCUUGAAGACAAGGCGAGUUGGGGAGUCGUGCUCAACUCAGCAACUGAAGUGGAACGAGAUUACAUCGAUCACAUGAAAAAAGACGCCGGCCACGAUCGUGUUUGGGCGGUGGGACCUAUGUUGCCGCCGGAUGAUGAUUUGGAAGGGUCCACAUCACGUGGUGGGUCCGCUGCGGUGCCAAGUCACGAGGUCCUCGAGUGGCUAGACUCUCAUCAAGACAAUUCGGUGGUUUAUGUAUGUUUCGGUAGUCGUCAGGUCUUAAAUUCGAAACAAACGGAGGUCCUAGCAGCCGGUUUGGAGAAAAGCGGAGUUAAUUUCAUAUGGUGUGUGCGGGAACGCAAUGAGAGGAACGCGGGAUACGAAUACGGGGACCUUCCUGAUGGAUACGCAGAUCGUGUGGAUGGUAGGGGUUACUUCAUUAAAGGAUGGGCUCCACAGGUUGCCAUAUUAAGACACCGAGCAACCGGCGCGUUCUUGACGCAUUGUGGUUGGAACUCGACCUUGGAAGGAAUUUCAGCCGGUGUUGUGAUGCUGACGUGGCCGAUGAGCGCCGACCAGUUCACGAACGCACAGCUAUUGGUUAAUGAAUUGGGAGUGGGGAUCCGAGUUGGCGAAAAUGUUGAGAAUAUUCCCGAGUCAACAAAGUUGGCUCAGUUGUUUGCUGAGUCAGUGGAUGGGACAGGACCGCAAAGAAGCAAAGCAAAAGAACUGAAAGAGGCUGUCAUGAAGGCGGUAAGUAAAGGAGGAAGCUCAGAUAGAGAUUUGGAUGCGUUUGUUAAGAGUAUAAAUGAGCUUGAAAGUUGAAGCUGCUUGACUGGCUUAGUUGAAAUAAAAAUGACAGAAAGGGAAAAUUGAUUAUUAUUGUGGUGUUGCUUUGUCGUUUAGUGAUUGAAAGAAGGGGAAAAUUGUUGGACGCGAUUAAUUGGUUGAUUUAAAGUGGAAAUUUGUCUCCUAGUCCAUGGUUAUUGCGGAGGGUAGUAGAUAACUCCAUGGAUUUGUCUCCUGUAGCUUCAUUCUCCAAGGUUUCAAGGAGUUAGCACAAGAAGAUGGCUGCGAAAAUCAAUUGAUAUAAUAUCUGUUUGUAAUGUAUUUUCAUUGAAAUCAGAAAAUCACGAACUAUUUAAUGUAUAUGAGUUUUUUCCAUUUUUACA
Pistacia vera is the source of this 1813-nucleotide messenger RNA. RefSeq names its product UDP-glycosyltransferase 89B2-like. Gene Ontology annotation, molecular function: UDP-glycosyltransferase activity. NCBI's taxonomy places the organism in Eukaryota, Viridiplantae, Streptophyta, Magnoliopsida, Sapindales, Anacardiaceae. The transcript has a single exon. Bases 69 to 1466 code for a protein of 465 amino acids. The record is from RefSeq and is a predicted model, not a curated record.